Ostrea edulis (European flat oyster) is the source of this 671-nucleotide messenger RNA. Its product is annotated as coiled-coil-helix-coiled-coil-helix domain-containing protein 5-like. The record is from RefSeq and is a predicted model, not a curated record. The coding region runs from base 104 to 400 and encodes 98 amino acids. The transcript is spliced from 3 exons. NCBI's taxonomy places the organism in Eukaryota, Metazoa, Mollusca, Bivalvia, Ostreida, Ostreidae.
UUUUCUUUGAAAGUUUUCAAAAAACGUGAGGCAAACGUAAAAUUGGUCCUAAUCGCAUUACGAACCCGAAGAACAACGAAGGACGAAGCUUACAGUUACAUUCAUGUCCAAUAUUGCUGCCAUACUUGCUGAGAAACAUUGUCAGAGGUACCUGAGAGGAUUCACAGACUGUGUCAAUGAAUUCCCAGAAACCUGGCAUCUGGAUUGUGAAAAUCAGAGACUGAAACUUCAAAGAUGUCUGCAGUCAAAUGAGGCUGUUGUGAAAAUUAAAGAGAAAUGUGCACCAGAGUUUUCAAUUUAUGAGGACUGCAUCUCUAAAAAUCCUCAGGAAAUGGCGAAAUGUUUGUCCGAGUUUCAGAGCUUUAUAAGCUGUGCUGACAAAGUCGCAGAUAAAACAUGAUAACAGAAGACUCAUCCUCUACAGGCACCUACCAGUAUUGUGUUACUAUGACAACCUACUGGUAUUGUGUUACUAUGGCAACCUACCAAUAUUGUGUUACUAUAGCAACCUACCAAUAUUGUGUUAUUAUGGCAAUGUUUUAUUCACAGAAGGAUAGACACCUAAAGUUUUCUGUGACUCAUUGCUCUUAGAAGAAGCAGUUAUCAUGUAUUGUGAGCACUCUAUUAUACUAACAGUAUGUUCAUGUCAAAAUAAAGAUUUCUGGACUUUA